This is a messenger RNA of Prorocentrum cordatum, 529 nucleotides long. NCBI's taxonomy places the organism in Eukaryota, Dinophyceae, Prorocentrales, Prorocentraceae. The record is from the annotation of a GenBank genome assembly.
CAUUCUCGCUCCAGCGAUGCGGUUCCUAGCCGGAGAGCUCCGAAAGCAUCUGGAUAAGCUGUCCCACUUGAUGAAAGAUUAUUCGGCGUUCGUGUCCCGUUUGUCCUAUGAGAGGCUUUCCCAGGCUGUCACCAUCACGAAGACAGACAUAAAAGAGUUCUACAUGAGUAGAACCCAGGGCGUCCUUCUGGGGCAGUCCAACAAAUCCUUCCAAGGUGGGCACCAGCGAAGGUUUACCCGAGUGUUGGAGUUGAUCGUGGGACAUCAGCACGUCGAGCUCCCAGGGGUACCUGAAUACCUGUGGGAAGUAUUGCAUGGCAGCGGCAUGGGAAUGAUCUGCAGUGGAGACGUAUCUGACGGUACCUUCUUCCAGCUUGCAGAGCAACAGUGUAUCAGCGAUGUGGAUGUAUUCCGAUCUGUGUGGCUUCGAUGCUACUCCCAGCUCAAAGACGACAUUACCGCUUUCUUCGACGGCCCGAACCAGCAGCGCAACAGGUGUUUCACGAUGCUCAGCUUGCGCGCCGGACCA